AUGAAGGGAUCCCAUUUGUUCCUCUGCCUCCUCUCCAUGGUUUGCUGCUUGAAUUUGAUGGCAACAGUUGGGAACAAAAUCUUCCACUUUGGGCCCUGCAGAGUUUCCAUGAGCAUAAGUGAGAUCAGGUCUGGGUUCAACACAAUUAAAGCCAACAUUCAAGCCAGAGACCCCAUCAGAACCCUCAGCAUCUUGUCUUACCCCCAUUCUCUUCACAAGGUUAAGUCUUCAGACAGAUGCUGUGUCAGCCACCAGCUCUUCAACUUCUAUGUGGACAAGGUCUUCAGGCACUGCAGGACAGAGGAUUCCUACGUCAACCGCAAGAUCAGCAGCAUAGCCAACUCCUUCCUCAGCCUGAGGAGGAGCCUCCAGCAGUGUCAGGAGCAGAACAAGUGUGUGUGUGGCCAGGAAUCCACAGAGAAACUGAAGCAGGUCCUUGGGAACUACGAGGAGCUGAAUGUCACAGCAGCAGCCAUGAAAUCCCUGGGUGAGUUGGACAUCCUGCUGGACUGGAUGGAGAAAGAGAGCAGAAGGCGUUAA
Molecule: messenger RNA, 540 nt
Organism: Pogoniulus pusillus (Red-fronted tinkerbird)
Lineage: Eukaryota; Metazoa; Chordata; Aves; Piciformes; Lybiidae
Product: interleukin-20-like
Exons: 5
Coding region: 1-540 (179 amino acids)
Source: RefSeq, a predicted model, not a curated record